Messenger RNA from Mya arenaria, 2048 nucleotides. Its product is annotated as dipeptidase 1-like. NCBI's taxonomy places the organism in Eukaryota, Metazoa, Mollusca, Bivalvia, Myida, Myidae. The transcript has 10 exons. Gene Ontology annotation, biological process: proteolysis. The coding region runs from base 47 to 1441 and encodes 464 amino acids. Gene Ontology annotation, molecular function: metallodipeptidase activity. The record is from RefSeq and is a predicted model, not a curated record.
UAAAGUAACUGUAUUCAAUAGUUUGUGACAUAUAUUAACAGCUAAUAUGUUUAAAUCAACGGACUAUCCACAAACCUUGGCCGACGAAACGACUCCGCUUCUUAUUCACCGCAAUGACAUCAGCAAUUCUAACUCGCAUUCGAAAAAUGAUGACGUCAUUCAACCGGUUAGUGAAAUUAAUGACCGUCGUGGAAGUAGCAAAACGCGUGACAUUGUGACUUACGUGGCGAUAGUGUUCCUUUUCUGUCUGUUGGCUCUUGUUGUUGUUGCGUUAUCAAUUGCCAUGGCUUACAACACAAACGGCGUUGUGACGUCAUCGUUGGAGCGAGAAUGGCCCUACUUAUUAGUCGAUGGACACAACGAUCUAGCAUGGUCGUACCGAAAGUGGGCGAAUAACUCUGUGUACACGGUCGACCUGAAAUCAGUGAUAUGGAACACAACAGAAGCACACACUGAUAUACCGCGGCUGAGGAAGGGUCAACUUGGCGCUCAGUUCUGGGCUUGUUAUGUCGUCUGCAAAUCCAGCUACAAGGACUCGGUUCUUCUGUCCCUCGAGCAACUUGACGUCAUCAAGAAGUUUGUCACGCGCUACUCUGAUACAUUUGAAUGGGUGACUACAUCAAAAGGGAUCAUGGACGCGUUUAAGGCGGGAAAGAUCGGUAGCCUUGUCGGAUUAGAAGGAGGCCAUUCCAUUGACAGCAGUUUCGGCGCACUGCGCAUGUUCUAUGACCUCGGGAUCAGAUACAUGACCGUCACACAUAGCUGCAACACUCCUUGGGCAGAUAACUGGCAAGUCGAUGCUGCGGACUUCAACGUUACUGUAAUGGGAAAGCCGGUUGGUGGACUGACAGAGUUUGGGAAGAAAGUGAUUUUAGAGAUGAAUCGCAUUGGUAUGCUUGUGGACCUGUCACAUGCUGCUAAGUCGACCAUGAUUUCAACACUGGAGAUUGCGCGCGCACCCGUCAUCUUUAGCCACUCUUCUGCGUUCUCGAUCUGCAACCAUUUCCGGAAUGUACAGGAUGACGUCCUUAAACUCGUGAAAUUAAACGGCGGCCUUGUGAUGGUGAACUUUUACGAUCGUUAUAUCACUUGCUUCCCAAGCAACGAGACAAUUGCAACCCUUAGUCAAGUUGCAGAUCAUAUCGAGCAUAUCAAAAAUCUCAUCGGUGUUUAUCACGUCGGCAUUGGAGCAGAUUAUGACGGCGUACCCACACAUCCUGUUGGCCUAGAGGACGUCUCAACCUACCCGAUGCUUUUCGCGGAGCUCGUGCGGCGAGGGUGGAAUGAGGUUGACCUUCAAAAGCUUGCUGGUCGUAACCUCAUCCGGGUAUUUAGGCAGGCGGAAAAGGUGAAGGCAGAGAUGGCCCACCUCCCACCGCAGGAGAGUCAUCUCCCUUUUGACACCGCCUACCCUAGCGAGACCUGCCACACCCGACAGUAAUACUGGUUCGAUCUUUAAUGGCCACGAGUGGAGAAACGUUUUGUUACGUUUGCUAUUGUGUCUGGUUUAGUUUUGAAUUUCCAUAUGAGCAAUUACUGUUUGUUAUACCUGAUAAAGUGGUUUUGUUUCAAAUUAAUGACCAUGAGUGAAUAUAUGAUUUGCUAUAUGAGCUGUAAUGAUUGGUUCAGUUUUAAUGGUAAUGGGUGAAGAUACUAUUUAGAGACUGGUUCAAUUCUAAUAGCCAUGAGUUAAUAUACGAUUUAGGGACUGGUUCAAUUCUAAUAGCCAUGAGUGAAGAUACGAUUUAGAGACUGAUUCAAUUCUAAUGGCCAUGAGUAAAGAUACGAUUAAGAGACUGGUUCAAUUCUAACGGUCAUGUGUUAAGAGACAAUUUAGAGACUGAUUCAAUUUUAAUCGUCAUGAGUGAAAAAACGAUAUAGAGAUUAUUUUGGUCAUGAUCGAACGUUCGAUUUAGAGACUGGAUCAAUUCUUAUGGCCACGCGUGAAGAUAUGAUUAAGAGACUGGUUCAAUUUUUAUGAACAUGCGUGAAGAUACGAUUUAGAGACGGGUUAUUUCUAAUAGCCAUGAGUGAAGAAACGAUUUAGA